This is a messenger RNA of Drosophila virilis, 7200 nucleotides long. Lineage: Eukaryota; Metazoa; Arthropoda; Insecta; Diptera; Drosophilidae. The record is from RefSeq and is a predicted model, not a curated record.
AAUCGAAACAUUUAUUUGAAUUGCCGUCUAAAACGACAAAUACAAAAUGUAUCUAAUGUUAUAACUAACAAGUGACGCCAAUUAAUCAAAUACCAAACGCUGUGCCACACAUGUUGCACACAUAUUUGCAGCAUAAAUAAAAAUCCGUCGAGGGCUGCACUAAGUAUCACAUAAAAUAUGCCAAUAACAAUCAAAAUUUAAGCAAAUCAUUUGACAAUCUGACCCAAAUGCCAUCUAAACAAAGUAAAUCUCAAUAAAAUAAAUAUGUAAAUGCUGCAAAUUUUAACAAGUUUUACAUUGAAAUUAUACAAAUUUGAUCAAAAUUUGCAAAUGGCAAACAGCAUUAAAUUAAAAUGUGUUCUACUGUUGCCAUCGGCCCACAUCUAAUGGGCUUGUGUGUGUGUGUUAGUGAAUAUGUGUCUGUGCAUGUGUUUGGCAAUAAUUGAGCGAGUAUGCAUUAAAAUAAAUGUCAAAUAUAUAUAUAUAUAUAAAUAAAUUAAUAACGUCCAUAAAAUAAAAGGCUGGCGUGCAUAAUUUAGGCUUAUAAAACAUUUAAAGCCGCAGCACGUUCAAAAAAAAAAAAAAUACAACAAAUAGAGUGUCAUAUCAGGUUAGUGCAAAAGUGCAUGCCUGUGUGCUAGUGUCUGUGAGUGUGCUUGUGUUUAAAAAACGCCGUGUGCUCGCUAAAUGCUUUAAUUAAAAGCCGGGCAUAAACAACACCCAUAGUUUGGAUUAUCAGUGGAAAAACGCUCGGUGGAAAACUUUAUCUGUAAAGUCGGGUCUGGCUCUUACUUGGAGGUGCAACGUGCUGCAAUAAUUUAAAUUGAAUGCCACAGGACCUCAACACGAUCUGGCAAUACAAUCCCAUUAAAAGCAGACAUUAGUGACAUACAGAGAUAUAAUAAAAUAAAACAAAAAGAAAAGGUCCCCAAAAAUUAAAGCAAAGUCAGAUAAAAGAAGGCACUUUGAUUGCAACAUAAAAUUGCCACAGAAAAUUGCAUAAAAUUGCAGCAAAAAGCCGGGCAACGAGAGAGAGAGAGAGAGAGAGAGAGAGAGAGAGGGAGAGCGAAAGAGCGAGCGAGAGGCGAUAUAACCAAGAAAAGACAGAAAAAAAGACGAAGAUAGUCGUAUCUAAACGGGGUCAGUAAUUUGCUGCACGAUUGCCAGACGAGCCAACAACCCAACGAACUGGAAGUUUAAUUGCCUCAGCUAUCGUUGUUGUUGUUCUUGUUGCAGUUGCGGUGCCUCCCGUUCUUGUUCUUGUUGUUGUUGCUGUUGUCUGAAGCGCAUGCAACAAUUAAAGCCAAAAAGUUUCGGACAAAAUGCUGCUGCCUACGCCCGGGCGCCAACUAGCUGAACUGGUCCAUCGACAACAACAACACUUGUGCCGGGCAUAAAAAAGCCAAAAAAAAGAAAAGAAACAAUCUCCAAAAUAUCCAAAGAAUAACUGAAGAAGAAGAUAUCGAAGGCGCAGCAGAAGAAGUGUGCCGUGGCAGGAGGAGGAGGAGGAGCGAAAUUGUCUGCUUCUAAUUUGAAUGGACUCAACAGCAUUCGACAUACAAAUGCAUAUUUGGAAACUUUUGUUAAUUGUUACAAAAUUUGUACGCAUUGGUAUUGCCGACAAGAACGACUCGCCGCCAUAUUUCGAUAGAUUUCUGUACGAGACUGAAAUCGAUGAAAAUGCCGAUUUGCAGAGCACAGUACUCACUGUCAACGCCAAGGAUCACAAUGAGUCGACGAAUAUUCGAUACCAGAUCACAGGCGGUAACAUAGGCAAUGCCUUUGCCGUGCAGAAUACGACCGGUGUCAUCUACGUGGCCAGUCCGCUAGACUAUGAAACGCGGCCAAGGUAUGAGCUGCGUUUGGAGGCAACACGCAAUCGUAAAAACAACUAUACCACCGUUGUCAUCAAUGUACGCGAUGUUAACGAUAAUCCACCUGUCUUUGAUCGUCAAACAUAUCGCACACAAAUCACUGAAGAGGAUGAUCGCAAUUUGCCCAAACGCAUUUUACAGGUUACGGCUACCGAUGGCGAUGUAGAUAGACCAAUAAAUAUUGUAUAUUUCCUUACCGGCCAGGGCAUCGACCCGGAUAAUACGGCAAAUAGUAAAUUUGAUAUAAAUCGAACAACGGGCGAUAUUUUUGUACUCAAGCCCCUGGACCGGGAUCAGCCCAAUGGGCGGCCCCAAUGGCGUUUCACCGUGUUUGCGCAGGAUGAGGGCGGCGAGGGUCUGGUCGGCUAUGCGGACAUCCAAGUUAAUCUGAAGGACAUCAAUGACAAUGCGCCGCAGUUUCCGCAGGGCAUCUAUUUUGGCAAUGUCACCGAGAAUGGCACCGCCGGCAGCCCAGUGAUGACAAUGUCUGCCAUUGACUAUGACGAUCCCAACGAGAGCACCAAUGCCAAGCUAAUCUACUCAAUUGAGAAGAAUGUCAUCGAGGAGGAAACGGGCGCGCCCAUAUUUGAAAUUGAGCCCGAAACGGGCCUCAUCAAGACCGCCGUCUGUUGUCUCGACCGUGAACGCACACCGGACUAUUCCAUUCAGGUGGUGGCCAUGGACGGUGGCGGUCUGAAGGGCACUGGCACCGCCUCCAUUCGUGUCAAGGAUCUAAACGAUAUGCCGCCACAGUUUACGAAGGAUGAGUGGUUCACGGAGGUGGACGAAACGAACGGCACCCAUAUACCCGAAACGCCCAUUUUGACAGUCACCGUGCAGGACGAGGAUGAGACGAACAGCUUCCAAUAUAAGGUGGUGCCCAAUAGUGGCUUUGGUGCAGACAAAUUCGCGAUGGUACGGAAUGCGGAUGGGACUGGCUCACUGAAGAUUAUACAGCCGCUGGACUAUGAAGAUCCGUUGCAGAGCAGCGGCUUUCGCUUUCGCAUACAGGUGAACGAUAAGGGCGAGGAUGGCGCCGACAAAUAUCACGUGGCCUAUUCCUGGGUGGUCGUCAAGCUACGCGACAUCAAUGACAAUGUGCCGCGAUUUGAGCGCGAUCACAUCGAGGUCUCCAUCUAUGAGGACACCAAAGUGGGCACCAUACUCGAACAGUUCCGGGCCAGCGAUGCGGACCAGGGCGGCCACUCACGCGUCAGCUACAAGAUCGUGCGCGCCAGCAAUCGCCGGCGACAGUUCGCCAUUAGCGAGAAGGGCGCCGUCAGCAUACAGAGGCCGCUCGAUCGCGAGACAGCGGAUCGUCAUCAUAUCCAGGUGCUGGCCAGCGAUGAUGGCAAUCCCUCGCGCACGGCAACAGCCACGCUGACGGUGAUUGUCAAGGAUGUGAAUGAUAAUGCGCCAACGCUGGCACAGGACUACAGGCCAACGCUGCCGGAGAAUGUGUCGCCGCGCAAGAUCAUCGAGGUGGCUGCCAAGGAUGCGGAUGAUCGACAGCGCGGCAAUGGUGGUCCCUUCAGUUUUCGGCUGGAUCCGUUGGCCAGCGAUGAGAUACGCGCCGGCUUUAAAGUGGAAUACGAUCGCAGGGGCGACAAUGGCAAUGGGGUGGCCAUCAUCUCGUCGCUGCGUCCCUUCGACCGCGAGGUGCAGAAAUCCUAUGACAUACCCAUCGAGAUAAAGGACAACGGAGCGCCGGCAAUGACGGGCACCAGCACUUUGACUGUGACCAUUGGCGAUGUGAACGACAACAAAAUGCAGCCGGGCAGCAAAUCGGUCCUGGUCUACAACUACCAGGGACAGUCGCAUGACACGCCCAUCGGACGGGUGUACGUCAACGAUCCCGACGACUGGGAUGUGCCCGACAAGAAGUACUAUUGGGAGGCGCAGGAGCAUCAGCGCUUCAAGCUCGACACGGACACGGGCAUAUUGACCAUGCGGGCGGGCACGCGACGUGGUCGCUACCAACUGCGCUUUAAGGUGUACGAUCGCGAGCAUGGUCAGGAGGAUAUACCAGCAAAUUUGAGCGUUACGGUUAGGGAUAUCACAGCGGAGGCAGUGCAGCAGGCGGGCUCCAUGCGAUUGGCACACAUAACCGACGAGGACUUUGUGCGCACCUGGAAUCCGCUGAAGCAACAGGUGGAGCCAUCGAAGCUGGAACGCUUUCGCAACAAGCUGGCCGAGCUGCUCUACACGGAUCGCGACAAUGUCGACGUAUUCAGCGUGCAGCUGCGCUCGCAGUCUCCACAUCCGCUGACCGAUGUGCACUUUGCCGCCAGAUCUGCCACACAGCAGCCGUACUUUAAGGCGGUCCGUCUCAACGGAGUCGUGCAGAUGCAUCGCGAGGAGAUCGAGCAGGAGGUGGGCCUCAAUAUAACCAUGGUGCACAUUGACGAGUGCUUGCACGAGGGUCGCGGCAAAUGUCCGAGUGGCUCCUGCAGCUCCCGCACCGAGCUGGGCAAACGGCCGUACACGGUCAGCGUGAAUCGCACAGCCCUGGUCGGUGUACGGCUGGAGUUGAGUGCACAGUGCGUGUGCCGUGCCCGAAACUUCACCGGCCAGGAUCACAAUUGUCGCUCGCAUCAUUGCUUCAAUGGCGGACGCUGCGUGGAGACACGCAAUGGUCCGCGCUGCGUAGCCUGCCCCGUCGGCUAUGGCGGUCCGCGUUGCCAGCAGUCGACGCGCAGCUUUCGCGGCAAUGGCUGGGCCUGGUAUCCACCUUUGCAGCUGUGCGGCGAGUCGCAUUUGAGCCUCGAGUUCAUAACACGUGAGCCGGAUGGCCUCAUACUCUACAAUGGGCCCAUUGUGCCGCCCAAGCAGGCGGAGCCCGUAAUCAGUGACUUCAUAGCCAUUGAACUGGAACAGGGCUAUCCACGACUGCUGAUUGACUUUGGGUCUGGCACGCUCGAGCUGCGCGUUAAGACCAAAAAAACGCUGGACGACGGCAUCUGGCAUCGUCUGGACAUCUUUUGGGAUGCGGAAAAUGUGCGCAUGGUGGUCGACUUUUGUCGCACAGCUCUGAUCUCCGAGCUGGAGGAUGGUAGCGCGCCCGAGUUCGAUGACAAUGCGUGCCAGGCACGCGGACAAAUACCACCAUUUGCGGAGACAUUGAAUCUGAAUCAGCCACUGCAGCUGGGCGGCCUGUACAGGCAGCAUUUCGAUCAGACGCUCUACAAUUGGCAGUAUGCGUUUAGCUCGAAGGGAUUUGAUGGCUGCAUACGCAACGUGAUCCACAAUUCGGAGCACUAUGAUCUCGCCUUUCCGGCAUUGGCACGCAACAGUUUUCCCGCUUGCCCGCAAACGGACGAGGUUUGCCUCAAGACAGAGCACACGGCUCGCUGCUGGGAGCAUGGCAAUUGUGUGGCCAGCCUGGUGCAGGCCAAAUGCCACUGCCAGCCCGGCUGGAUGGGACCUGGCUGUAAUGUGCCCACCGUGCCGACCACCUUCAAGCCGCAGAGCUAUGUCAAGUUUGCGCUCAGCUUCGAGCCGGAUCGCUUUAGCACACAGCUACAGCUGAGAUUUCGCACUCGCGAACUGGCCGGCGAGCUGUUCCGUGUCAGCGAUCAGCAUCAGCGCGAAUAUGCCAUACUGGAGCUGCGCCGUGGCCAACUGCAGUUUCGCUACAACCUCAACUCGCUGCGAAAUGAGGAACAGCUAUUGGCACUAACUGCGAUUGCCGUGAACGAUGGCCAGUGGCAUGUGGUGCGCAUCAGUCGGUAUGGUUCGGCGGCGCUCAUGGAGCUGGAUGGCGGCGAGUCUCGGCGCUACAAUGAGUCAUUUCACUAUCAGGGCCAUCAGUGGCUCAGCCUUGACAAGCAGGAGGGCGUCUAUGCGGGCGGCAAGGCGGAGUAUACGGGCGUCAAAACGUUUGAGGUGCAGUCGGACUUUCAAAGAAGCUGCCUCGACGAUAUCAGACUCGAUGGCAAACAUCUGCCAUUGCCACCGGCCAUGAACGGCACACAGUGGGGCCAGGCGACAAUGGCGCGUAAUGUGGAACGUAACUGCCCCUCGAAUCGGCCCUGCUCGAAUGUUAUCUGCCCGGAUCCCUUUGAUUGUGUUGAUUUGUGGAAUGAAUACGAGUGCACCUGCAGCGAGGGACGCAUCAUGUCAGCGGAUACCAAGGGCUGUGUCGAUCGCAACGAAUGCCUGGACAUGCCCUGCCUCAACGGGGGCACGUGCAUCAAUUUGGAGCCACGUCUGCGAUAUCGCUGCAUUUGCCCCGAGGGCUAUUGGGGCGAGAACUGUGAACUGGUGCAGGAGGGACAGCGUCUAAAGCUUAGCAUGGGCGCCUUGGGCGCCAUAUUCGUUUGCCUGAUUAUCAUAUUGAUUCUCGCAUUGAUAUUCGUGCUGUACAAUCGCAAGCGUAAGACCACCAAGAAGAAGAAACGCUCUGGAGCGGAAAAGGAUGUGCGCGAAACGGUGAUUAGCUAUGAGGACGAGGGCGGCGGCGAGGACGAUAUGACGGCAUUCGACAUAACCCCACUGCAAAUACCAAUCAGCGCACAGAGCGGCACAAUGCCACCGGACAUAGCCGCCUGCAAGAUGCCCAUUAUAUAUCCUGUGAUGACACUGCUGCCGCCCGGCCAGGAGCUGAAUGUGGCCUAUCUGAUGGAGGAGCGCAAGCAGCGCAUUGACAAAGAUCCCAAUGCGCCGCCCUUUGAUGACCUGCGCAAUUUCACCUUCGAGGGCAGCGGCAGCAUUGCCGAAUCGCUCAGCUCGUUGGCAUCAGGCACCGACGAUGAGAAUCAAGACUUUAACUAUUUACAAAAUUGGGGUCCACGUUUCAAUGCCCUGGCCGCGAUGUACGUGCAUGAUAAGGCGAAAACCAAGCAGCCCCAGCAGCAGCAGCAGCAGCCACAGCCGCCUUCUCAAGUGGGCGUGGACAAUGCGCUGGCCGUGGUUGCAACCGGCAGCGGUGCUGGUCCAGGCGGCGGGGCGGGCGACACGCCCACCACGACGGAAGCCGACAAAGUUGUAUUAUAAAAAUAAAUAGUUAAGUUGUAGUUAAAAAUGAUGUUUCAGCUGUAAGCGUAAUGCCAGGAUAUGGAAACGGAUGUGGAAGUGGAUGUGGAUUGUGCACCAAUUUCAGCUCGACUACAAAACUUAAGUAUUCAAUAUAUGUGUGUAUGUCUCUCUCUCUUUGUGUGUGUGUUGAAUGUGAGUCUGUCUGUGUGUGUGUGUGUGUGUGUUAGCUUAGGGUUAGUUUGUAAGCAACAAAUACGGAUUAAACUAAAGCAGAGCCUUUACGUGUACUGUUACUCGUCUACAGAUAUUGACAAAUACCAAAUACAAUAUCUAACAGAAGAAAAAAAAA